UUCUCCACCAGUCAUUAGCAACAAAAGAAAAUACCAUAGUAACUACUGAGAGCGUGAGGGCGAUCGCAAUGGCGAGGCGUGUGGGAGUCGUGCUGGCUUUAGCGGCUGUCGUCCUUCUCGCCGCCGCGGAGGCCGCCACCGCGCAAUCCUCGGCACGGCCACCCAAAGCCCAGGGCCCGAAGCCGAAGCCGAAGCCAACGACGGUCAAGUGCACUCAGAGCCGCAAGGAGAACCCCUACUGCUUCAACCGGAACAUGGACUGCCCCGCCAACUGCCCCCAGUCCUGCUACCCAGACUGCAACACAUGCAAACCCGUCUGCGUGUGCAACACCCCAGGGGCGUGCGGCGACCCGCGGUUCAUUGGUGGUGACGGCAACGCCUUCUACUUCCACGGACGCAGCGAUGCCGACUUCUGCGUCGUCUCCGACCGUGACCUUCACAUCAACGCGCAUUUCAUCGGCAAGAGCGGCCACAGCGGCAUGUCCCGGGACUUCACCUGGAUCCAGGCCAUCGCCGUCCUCUUCGACGGCCACCGCCUCUACCUCGGCGCCAGGAAGACCGGCACCUGGGACGACGCCGUGGAGCACCUAGACAUCACCUUGGACGGUGAACCAGUCUACCUUCCCGCCGACCUCGUCGAUGGUGCCAAGUGGACGUCCAGCCGCGUACCCGAGCUGUCUGUCACCCGCACCAAGGCGGCCAACGGCGUGCUGGUCGCCGUUGACAGAAAGUUCAGCAUCAGGGCCAACGCCGUGCCCAUCACCGAGGAGGAAUCGAGGGUGCACCGCUACGGCGUCACUGACGAUGACUGCCUAGCGCACCUCGAGCUGGCCUUCAAGUUUAACGCGCUCACCGACGACGUCCACGGUGUGGUCGGACAGACCUACCGCUCCGACUACGUCAACCAUUUUGACGUGAGGGCCUCCAUGCCCACCAUGGGUGGAGAUGCCACCUUCACCACCUCCAGCAUUUUCGCCGCGGACUGCAGCGUGGCGCGCUAUGGGGUCAGCCGUGGAAACGACGGUGCCGCGGUGCUAUCUGAGCUCGCUGGUGUCACCUGCGCCAGUGGCAUGGACGGCAAAGGUGUUGUGUGCAAGAAGUAAAACGCUUCCUGCAUGCAUAUGGCGAGUGUUGUACUGGCCGUACGCGUGUGCAUGUCUACAUUCUCCAUUCAUGGUUGCCAAGUGGAGUACACACAGAAAUAAGCAAAGGAAUAAACUCAUGUAUUUGAAACUUGUAACUUUAUAUCAAGAAAUAUAAUGUCCAAUUUGCAUUA
Molecule: messenger RNA, 1276 nt
Organism: Hordeum vulgare subsp. vulgare (domesticated barley)
Lineage: Eukaryota; Viridiplantae; Streptophyta; Magnoliopsida; Poales; Poaceae
Exons: 2
Coding region: 69-1103 (344 amino acids)
Source: RefSeq, a predicted model, not a curated record